Molecule: messenger RNA, 462 nt
Organism: Episyrphus balteatus (marmalade hoverfly)
Lineage: Eukaryota; Metazoa; Arthropoda; Insecta; Diptera; Syrphidae
Product: acylphosphatase-2-like
Exons: 5
Coding region: 122-418 (98 amino acids)
Molecular function (GO): acylphosphatase activity
Source: RefSeq, a predicted model, not a curated record
GUAAAUGUCAAAUAUAGAACCAGAGAGAAUAAAAAACAAACUGUGUUUCCCAGGGAAUAGUUAGCAGGUUUUCAUUAAAGAUUUCAAUUGAUAAAUAUAAUUUAACUACUAACAACCAAGAAUGGCAGCCCAAAAACUAUUAGCUUUGGAUUUUGAGGUGUUUGGAAUUGUACAAGGUGUAUUUUUUCGCAAGUAUACGGAAAAACAAGCUAAAUCUCUUGGAGUACGGGGAUGGUGUAUGAACACCGAUGAUGGCACAGUUAAGGGUCAGCUAGAGGGAGAAUUAAAUAAAAUUAAUGAAAUGAAGCAUUGGUUACAAACAAAAGGAAGUCCCCAAUCGCGUAUUGAUAAAGCAGUAUUUAGUGAGGCAAAGGAAAUUGAUGAUUAUUCAUUUUCAGAGUUUGGAAUUAAACGUUAAUAUUGUAUAGCUAUUCUUUAAAAUACAAAUUUAUGUUAGUUAAA